This is a messenger RNA of Doryrhamphus excisus (bluestripe pipefish), 4329 nucleotides long. RefSeq names its product eva-1 homolog C (C. elegans) (gene eva1c). Gene Ontology annotation, molecular function: carbohydrate binding. NCBI's taxonomy places the organism in Eukaryota, Metazoa, Chordata, Actinopteri, Syngnathiformes, Syngnathidae. The record is from RefSeq and is a predicted model, not a curated record.
UCAGCUGUUGUCUCCACAUGACACCCCACCCCCGCGCGUCUAUCAGUGUGGUACCUGGAGAAGCACCUCAGCACAACUUGUUGCGCACUCGUUUUUCCUCCGCGCCCACAGUACUCGUCUCGCACUUUACUUCCAGUGUUCCGGUUCUCCUCACGGUAUCAUGUCCAGGGUCCAGCCAGGUCCAGUUGAUUCAUUAAUAUGAUCUCACAGGGGAGCCAUGGGCCACGGACCGGAUUUGUUUUACCUGACUUUACUGCUGUGGACGAGACGAGGGAACGGACUGGCUGACUUUUCAAACUACCUGUCCAAGAUCCUUAGUAGUCAUUCAGUCUACGCCUGCGACGGCCAUCCUCUCAGACUUACCUGUCCUCGUCACUCCACCAUCUCCAUCCACAAGGCCUUCUACGGGAGCGGCCUGCUGGCCCAGUGGUGCCCAGUAGAACCUCCCCCUGUUGUGGUGGCCUGGGACCGCAGCUGCUCGUCUUUGACUGUCCUGCAAAAGCUGCUGUCAGAGUGUCAGGACCACAGAGACUGUCAGCUGUAUGUCAACCACCUGCUCUUUGGACCCGACCCCUGCCCCGGUACCAGCAAGUACCUCCAUGUGGACUACAUGUGUAAACCAACUGAGCACAAAAGGCGAGUGGCGUGUGAGGGCGAGACCAUGGUGUUACGCUGUAAGCCCCCCCGGGUGCUGAACAUUUAUGCAGCUGUCUAUGGGAGAGGUCUACACCAGGCUGACACCUGCCCCUCAAUCCUGGCCCCAGACCCCCCAUUUGACUGCCUGAACUAUGACGCCAUACAGGUGCUGAACAAGCGGUGCUACAGCAAACAGAGGUGUGCUGUCGCCGUCAGCAACAAAACCUUUAAGGACCCCUGCGCCCCCGGAACCAGGAAGUACCUCAGCGUGCUCUUUUCUUGCGUGCCCUGGACUUUACUGAGGGAGGUGGACGCCAAAAUUCUCAUCACUUUAUCGCCAACAGCAAUCACAGAAAAAGGUCUUCCUGUGGAUGUGGACGUACCGCCUUCCAGAGACAAGGACAGCUCAGGAGCGAUGAUGAGCACCUCCCUCGUCACUUACACCUUCAUUAAAGGUCAGUGUAAAGAAUAUCGCCAUUGCGUCAACACACCGGCAUCCUUUUAUUUACUUGCCAAUCCAGAGCAUCGCGACAUGGCGGCACUGCUUUUCACGUCCAGCGUCUGCGUGGGCCUCGUGGUCACGCUACUCGCCGUAUCAGUCCGAGUGACCUGCAUGGGGCGCCACAGGCUCGAGGUGUAUGAGGAUGAAGAUGGAGAUGAGGAGGAUGAUAAUGAUGAUGAUAAUACAGAGAGAAGCUCUUUAGCGGAGAGGAAGGCCGUCUACUACGACUGGGAGGAUGUGAUGUAUGUGAGCGAGGCGGCGGAGAGGGCGGAGAGGAUUGAGCGCAGAGAGAUGAUUGUGCAGGAAAUCUGGAUGAACGCUUACUUAAACGGAGGCUCCUGUUUAUAAAGAAGCGGUGUCAUCAAAGAUUUUACCCACCUACGGAAGGCUUACUCUCUUCAAUCUUUGAAUGUAACUGUUUUUAUUCAUUUUGUAUACGUAGCCAUUUUAUUUAUUUACAUAUAGUGCCAGAUGAAGCUAAUAAUAUAAGGUGGAAUUGGGUUUGAGGCUGCAAAAACAUGCAUGUGUAUUUUGCUGUUCGCCCUCUAGUGGUAAAAAAUGAUUACUGUCCCUUUUAACAGGGGAGAUUUCGCAUAAAUGAAUGGAAAACAUUAUUCACUCAAAUGAAGGAAAAUGUUGCCUUUAUCUUGAUCUGCACCAAAAUGUUGUGGUUGGUUGCCCUGCUAACUAACACUGAUGAAGACUCCAUUGGCCGAGAACAGACUCUACCUUAAACGUUGACUAUUGUAUCACUCUCACCAGUGAGGCAUCAGGUUUCCGAGUGGGAACUUCCUGCGCCCACACUCGGAGAUGCGAGACAAAGAGAGGAAAGGUGUAGCAUCCUUGCUGCUGCACUCAAUGGCAACUCCUUCUUUGACUGGAAUGUUUAUUUUCAAUGCAGGGUCCACAUGUUUGCGUGAAAUCCGCUUUAUUAAAUGUGUGACAUCAUCACACUUCAGUUCAAACGUUAGAUUUUCCAGUGUGUGACAUCUUUCCCGGUGUAAAAGGAUUAUCUGGGCCCCCAUUUAAUGUUGGUGAGGCCUUGAAACUGUCUUUUCAGGGCCUGUCUGUCAGACCACUCCGAGUCCAGGUAUGUGUCGUCGUCGGCUUCUUCUAAUUUCUAUCAAAAUGGAUCAAACGGCGUUAAAAAUCUGAGUCAUGUAUGAGCGUGCAGGUGUUUUUGCUCACCUUGAGCUCCUCCUGCCUCCUGUAGUAAUGCAGCAUCAUCUGCUUAUGUUGCUCAUCGCUCACCAGAGGCUCCCUCGCUGGCGCCCCCUGUCCUUUCUGCAGGGAGCAGCGGGACACCAAGCUUAAAGGGGAGCCAUUAUGCUCAUUUCGGCCCUCUGUAUUGAGACGUGGACUCCUAUAGAGCAGCGACACAUGACGACCCGCAGAUCUUCCGGAUUCCAGCAGCGUUUCAUGGAGUUCUUGCUUCCCACCCAAACUGUUUGUUUAAUUUAUGUGAUUGGUCACACUCCCAAGUGCUCCCAAGGACUUCCGGACAGCUGCCGAACCCAUUUUGUAUGAUGACACUGAUAAAUUGUUACUUAAUGCUUGCUCUUCAACACGACCGAGUAAUGUUGGAAGAGUGUCAGACUUCAGCAACAGUUUGGCGGAUUGUCCAGCUUCAUAGCGUCCAGCUUUCACUAAACAGCCCCGUGUGUCGUUGACAGAUGAGAAUAAUUGGCACAAACCUCAUGAUCUGAUGCUUUGGCAUCGUUUAACAUCAGAAUCCAACAUUCGAACUACAUUUAUUGGUCACCAAAGAGGAAAAGGAUAAUAGGUCCCCUCUAAACGCAUCUUUUUUUUUUUUUUUUUAAUGAGAAUAACCUAGUCUCACCUUUUGGAUUUUCACCACAAGCUUGGUCUUGUCAUUCUUGCCAAUGUAGUCCUGCAGCUUCUUGCCUCUUUGUAUCUCUUUGGCAGCCCACCAUAGCUGGCACUCCUCCUCCUCCAGCACCUGGAGUGACGCCUGGGGUCGGUAAAAGAGGGCAAAGGAAGUUCGGGUGAUUCUGGAUCCUCGCGAGUCAGAGUGGGGGAGUCGGUACUGACCUGCGUCCCUGAGAGGUCCUCGCGGUCUUCAAACUCCAUCCGUAUGGGGUCAUGAGGGGGCAGCCCCAUAGGGUACACAAUCAUGGUGGCCCCCCUGAGCUGGUCCAGGCCUUCUUUCACCAUCGCCAUGGUGACGCAAACAUUGGCUUCCGCUUGUUUCUUUAAGGAGGAAAAGAGUCAAAUGAACAUUUGAAGUAGACAUGUCCACUUUUAGAAUGAAGCCGUACUCACUUUGGAGAUGAGCGCUUUGACCUCGUCCACCGUUUUAAGUAACACUUCUUUCAUUUUGUCAUUUGGAGCUAACACGGAGCAGAAAUAAAUCAAUAAAACAACAACUUUCAUCGAUCAAAUGUGAGAACCAACCAUGUCCGUUCCGCCUGCCGAUGUCAUCCUUCUUGAAGACGGCGCCGCCGCUGGGCACGCACUUCUCCUCCCACUCGUCUUUCAGCUUCAGCUCCACGAUCUGCUCGUCCGUCAGGCCUUGCAUGUUUGGAGGGAGUGUGAUGCCAUGCUCGGCCAGCUCGGUCAGCUCUAAAGGAAGCACCCAAUAUCAAAGGCAUUGCAGUAUUUUGCAUGUCAUUCCAGAACAAGAUUUAAGGUGACCGACAGGGGAGAACACGCUGCAAAGGUGUCCAAACCACGGCAGGCACCAUUUUGCUACAUAAACACACAAAACUAAUGCUUAAGUAAAGUGCUGCAUAUGCCCAAACCACACAAAACCCCAAAACAAGUGCAUGAGGGAAAUGCCUACAUGAGUAAAAGGGUUCCUUACCUGAACAUAUGCGGCCCACUUUGAGUCUUCCGUUAUAAAUGGCCGUGAUUUCCUGUAGCAGAACGUCCACGGGGGCGUCCACACUGGCGGCCAAGAGAAACUGACUCUCAUCUCCGCGUUUCACAUGCAGAAUCACCAUUUUGUCCCUAAAGACAAACACCAAAAAUAAAGAAAGGUUGUUGAAUAAAGGUGCACGUGUCUCUGGUGGACCGACUGCUAUCACGGAUACACAACAACAAUGUAACCAUAGCAACAGCCCCGCCUCUGCAUUCUAGAAUGUACUGAGAGGCAAGCAUGCUAGCUCACUUCGGCUAAUCGAGUAACCCACCUUGAUAAUGAAACAAAAGCAACAUAAAUGUAUCUUCUC